UUAUAGCUAUCUCCCACAUACAAUCCCGGAAAAUUAUAGCUUUAACUUCAUAAUUUCCUACAAAAAAAUUUUCUUUCAAUAUUUUAUCAACAAAAUUUCAACCUCUUUCCACAAUAUAUUUCUGGGUUUUGCAAAAAAGUCAAAAAGAAAUGGAGCGUUCCAAUGGACAUACCACAAAUGAGAGUUUAUACGUGAACGAUCCUUUGAAUUGGGGUGUUGCGGCAGCAGCGUUAAGCGGGAGCCACCUGGAUGAAGUGAAGAAAAUGGUGGAGGAGUAUCGGAAUCCGGUGGUGAAAUUAGGUGGCUCAACACUAACUAUUGCUCAAGUAGCAGCUGUAGCCACUAGCCAUGCGAACGACGUUCAGGUGGAGUUGUCGGAAUCUGCUCGUGAUGGAGUUACAGCUAGCAGUGAUUGGGUGAUGAACAACAUAUUGAAAGGUGGUGAUACCUAUGGAGUCACCACCGGUUUUGGUGCCACCUCUCAUCGGAGAACCAAGGAAGGUGGUGCUCUUCAACACGAGCUCAUUAGAUUCUUGAACGCCGGUAUCUUUGAUACAGCGGUGGGAUCAUCAGACCACACACUCCCGCAAUCAACCACAAGAGCCGCCAUGUUAGUCAGAAUAAACACCCUCCUCCAAGGCUACUCCGGCAUCCGAUUCGAAAUCUUGGAAGCCAUUACAAAGUUUCUCAACCACAACAUCACCCCAUGCCUACCCCUUCGUGGCUCCAUCACAGCCUCCGGCGACCUUGUGCCACUAUCAUACAUUGCCGGACUCUUGACCGGCCGCCCAAAUUCCAAAGCUAUUGGUCCCACCGGAGAAUUGAUUGAUGCAACCUCCGCCUUCAAUCAUGCCGGUAUCAACACCGGUUUCUUUGACUUACAACCUAAAGAAGGACUUGCAUUAGUCAACGGGACAGCUGUGGGGUCGGGGAUGGCAUCUGUGGUUCUUUUCGAAGCUAAUAUCAUUGCAGUUUUGUCGGAGGUGUUAUCCGCCAUUUUUGCUGAAGUCAUGCAAGGAAAACCCGAGUUUACUGAUCAUCUGACACAUAAACUCAAGCAUCACCCUGGCCAGAUUGAAGCAGCUGCGAUAAUGGAACACAUUUUGGAUGGUAGCUCCUACGUUAAAGAAGCGAAAAGGAUACACGACAUAGACCCACUUCAAAAGCCAAAACAAGAUCGUUAUGCUCUUCGUACUUCACCACAAUGGUUAGGUCCGCUUAUUGAAGUGAUACGUACGUCUACAAAGUCAAUCGAGAGGGAGAUUAAUUCAGUUAAUGAUAACCCAUUGAUUGAUGUGUCAAGAAAUAUUGCACUUCAUGGAGGAAACUUUCAAGGUACCCCGAUAGGUGUUUCGAUGGAUAAUACUCGGUUAGCGAUAGCAUCGAUAGGUAAACUCAUGUUUGCUCAAUUUUCGGAGCUUGUAAAUGAGUUUUACAACAAUGGGUUGCCAUCUAAUCUCUCUGGAGGACGAAAUCCAAGUCUUGAUUAUGGAUUUAAAGGAGCUGAGAUUGCAAUGGCAGCGUAUUGUUCGGAACUACAAUUCCUUGCUAACCCUGUAACCAAUCACGUCCAAAGUGCUGAGCAACAUAAUCAAGAUGUUAACUCACUCGGGUUAAUCUCUUCACGUAAAACAGCUGAAGCUGUUGAGAUUCUGAAAUUGAUGUCGACGACUUACUUGGUGGCAUUAUGCCAAGCAGUUGACUUGAGGCACUUGGAGGAGAACCUCAAGUCGAGUGUAAAGAAUUUGGUUAGCCAAGUUGCGAAAAAGGUCUUAACCACUAGGCCUACUGGUGAGCUUCAUGCAUCUCGAUUUUGUGAAAAAGACAUGCUUACGAUUGUAGAUCGGGAGCAUAUAUUUUCAUACAUUGAUGAUCCGUGUAGUGCAACUUAUCCUCUCAUGCAAAAGCUAAGACAAGUUAUGGUUAGUCAUGCACUUGCAAAUGGUGAAGCGGAAAUGGACUCAAGUACCUCAAUCUUCCAAAAGAUUGGUGCUUUCGAGGAUGAACUCAAAGCCCUUUUGCCAAAAGAAGUUGAAAGCGUUAGGGUUGCUCAUGAAGGUGGAAAAUUGGCGAUUUUUAAUCGAAUUGAGAAAUGUAGAUCGUACCCAUUGUAUAAAUUUGUGAGAAAAGAACUUGGAACUUCUUAUUUGACUGGAGAGAAGACAAUGUCACCUGGAGAGGAGUUUGAUAAGGUGUUCUCCGCGAUAUCGGCUGGAAAAUUGAUUGAUCCAUUGCUUGACUGUUUGAAGAUGUGGGAUGGGACUCCACUUCCUAUUUCAUAAGUAAAUGUUAAGACUUUGAGUUAUUGUUUAUGAAACGACAAUUUUUAAUUUAAAGUUUGUAAUUAGAUAGAAAAAUUGAGUAAAACUGUUGGAUAAUCGAACUGUUGUAUAAAGUUUCUAUUUUGUUUUUCGUUAUAGUUCAUGGG
Molecule: messenger RNA, 2428 nt
Organism: Lactuca saligna
Lineage: Eukaryota; Viridiplantae; Streptophyta; Magnoliopsida; Asterales; Asteraceae
Source: the annotation of a GenBank genome assembly